UACAACCCUAUCUAUUAUCCUAUUUUUUUCUUCUUCUUCUUUCUUUUAAUUGUGAAAAUAUUUUCGCAUCCUUAAUUCUUCAUCGGCUCAAGCAUGUGUUUAUUUUCGGGUAAAUUAGAACGGGAUCUCUAAUUUUAUAUUUUCUCUGUGUACAUCUGCUAUAGUGGAAGUGCUGUUUUUCAGCCAUGGAGUAGUCAUAAUUGAUCAAAUCAAACUAUUCUCUAUGUCAAUUUGAAAGGUUAAAAAUGGAGGUGGCAGCGCAGUUAAAGAGAGGGAUAUUGAGACAAUUCUCAACAGGAUCCUUUAGGAAGAGCGGAAAAUUCAGUUUCAAGAGGCAGAAUUCAUUCGAUCCAAGGAGGAAUAAUUUGAGGUUCAGUUUCGGCAGGCAGUCGUCCCUUGAUCCGAUUCGAAGGAGUUCUUCGAAUGAAAAUGGCGAGCUGAGUGUGCCAGACAAUCUCGAUUCGACGAUGCAACUGUUAUUCAUGGCGUGUAAAGGGGAUGUGAAGGGAGUUCAGGACUUGUUGGAUGAAGGCAUUGAUGUGAACAGCAUCGAUUUGGAUGGUAGGACUGCUCUUCACAUUGCUGCCUGUGAAGGCCAUGUGGAAGUUGUCAAGCUUCUGUUGAGUAGGAAGGCUAAUAUGGAUGGCCGUGAUCGUUGGGGUAGCACGGCAGUAGCUGAUGCCAAAUACUAUGGAAAUGCUGAAAUUUACAACAUUUUGAAGGCCCGUGGAGCCAAAGUGCCAAAAAACAGAAAGACGCCAAUGGCUGUAGCAAAUCCUCGAGAAGUUCCAGAAUAUGAACUAAACCCUCUGGAACUUCAAAUCCGCAGAAGUGAUGGAAUCUCAAAGGGUUCAUAUCAAAUUGCCAAAUGGAAUGGAACGAAAGUUUCGGUAAAGAUACUUGACAAGGAUAGCUAUACAGACCCUGAAAGCAUAGAUGCUUUCAAACAUGAAUUAACUUUGCUAGAAAAAGUACGGCAUCCAAAUGUUGUUCAGUUUGUUGGAGCAGUCACACAAAAUAUACCAAUGAUGAUAGUCUCUGAGUAUCAUCCAAGGGGUGACUUAGGUAGCUAUCUGCAAAAGAAGGGACGUCUAUCUCCUUCUAAGGGGCUACGAUUUGCUCUUGAUGUUGCUAGGGGUAUGAACUACCUUCACGAAUGCAAACCAGACUCAAUUAUCCAUUGUAAUCUAAAGCCAAAAAAUAUUUUGCUGGACAAUGGAGGUCUCCUGAAAGUUGCAGGAUUCGGUCUGAUUAGAUUGUCAAAAAUUUCACCUGACAAAGCAAAGUUGGUGCAGCCGGAGGCUGUUGACCGUUCAAGUCCCUAUGUGGCACCUGAGAUUUAUAAAGAUGAAAUAUUUGACCGGAAUGUGGACAUAUAUUCAUUUGGCAUUGUACUCUAUGAGAUGAUGGAGGGAAGACCACCUUUUCAUACCAAGUCUCCUCAAGAGGCCGCUAGAAUGAUGUGCUUAGAAGGCCAAAGACCAGCAUUCAAAUCGAAAUCCAAAUAUCCUCCAGAGCUUAGAGAGUUGAUUGAAGAAUGUUGGGAUCCAGAAGCUUUUGUACGGCCGACAUUUUCUGAGAUCAUUGUGCGGAUGAAUAAAAUUGCUGCUUACUGCUCAAAACAAGGAUGGUUGAAAGAUACUUUUAAGCUUCCUUGGUUAUAAGCGUGCAUACAAAGUGCAAAGACGUGGACAAAAAUGAACACAAUUGAGCUUAUCAGCGGAAGAUUCUCGUGGAGCUUUCCACUCAAAAUUGAUCGUGCGGAAACAUAUGAUAAACCUAAUAAGCAACCUUCUAUUCGCGUGAUUCCUUGAAAGCUUUAUAUUGUGGUUAACCAAAUAAAAGGCAGAUUUGCAGGGUGAAGGAAAUGGGGUUACCAUUAAAUCAUGGCUCUCCCAUGUUGUCUCCUGUUCUCAGUAAGUUUGACCUCCACUAUAUAUAUAUAUAUGAAGCAUCUUUGUUUAAUCUAUAGUAUUUGAACACGGUGUGAACCAAGUAUAUUUUGCUUUACGAGGGGAAAACAAAAGGUUAUAUAAGAAAAACUGGAUACUACUGCAUAUCCAUCUAUUUCUAUUCUUCUUAUUUUCCUUUUCUUGUUUGAUUUUUAAAGAACACUACCAUUCCAUUUU
Molecule: messenger RNA, 2129 nt
Organism: Nicotiana tabacum (common tobacco)
Lineage: Eukaryota; Viridiplantae; Streptophyta; Magnoliopsida; Solanales; Solanaceae
Product: integrin-linked protein kinase 1-like
Biological process (GO): protein phosphorylation
Molecular function (GO): protein binding; ATP binding; protein serine/threonine kinase activity
Source: RefSeq, a predicted model, not a curated record